Messenger RNA from Quercus robur (English oak), 4205 nucleotides. RefSeq lists its product as uncharacterized. Bases 221 to 4000 code for a protein of 1259 amino acids. Gene Ontology annotation, biological process: protein transport. The record is from RefSeq and is a predicted model, not a curated record. The transcript has 7 exons. Lineage: Eukaryota; Viridiplantae; Streptophyta; Magnoliopsida; Fagales; Fagaceae.
UAAUAAUUCCCUUCGCUUUCAUUUUCACAUGUUCUUCUUCGUCCCUAAGAUUCUCUCUUUUUCUUCUUUGAUUUAAAUUCCAUAUUAUUGGAAUUAAAAAAAAAAAAUCAGAAAAUUCAAAAUCACAUAUCAGUCCCUUUCAGAAAGCCCUAAUUUUGCUCUGCAACUCCAACGAUCUGAAACCUCUUUUUUUAUUUUUCGUCACAAAUCUUGAACAACUAUGCUACAUAGGAGUUUCAAGCCCGCGAAAUGCAAAACAGCGUUGAAGCUUGCGGCGUCGCGGAUAAAGCUGUUGAAGAAUAAGAAGGAUGCACAGGUGAAGCAGUUGAAAAGGGAUGUGGCUCAAUUGCUAGAGUCUGGGCAGGAACGGACUGCUAUGAUUCGUGUUGAACAUGUUGUCAGGGAGGAGAAGACAAUAGCAGCAUUUGAACUUAUUGAAAUAUACUGCGAACUCAUUGCAGCACGCUUACCAAUCAUUGAGUCACAAAAAAACUGCCCCAUUGAUCUGAAGGAAGCAGUUGCAAGUGUAAUAUUUGCAUCUCCAAGGUGUGCGGACAUUCCUGAGCUCAUGGACGUCCGCAAACAUUUUACAGCUAAAUAUGGAAAAGAAUUUGUCUCUGCUGCUGUUGAAUUACGUCCAGAUUGUGGUGUAGGCCGUAUGUUGGUUGAGAAGUUAUCUGCCAAAGCACCUGAUAGCCAGACCAAGAUCAAAAUCUUGAGUGCAAUUGCUGAGGAACAUAACUUCAAAUGGGAUCCUAACUCAUUGCAAGAGAAAGAUACAAAGUCUAAUGAGGAUUUGCUGAGUGGACCAAACACUUUCGAGAAGGCCAGUAAAACGUAUGUGGAACCUCACGUCCAAGCUCCACCUAAUCAUGAUUACAGGGGACCUCCUAAUGUUCAAGUUUCACCUAAACAUGAAGCAAAGCAUGAUGUAUCUGGAAACUUCCACAAUUCAAGAUCGCCUCACUCCCAAAAUUUUAAUUCUGCAGAUGUCAGUGCCAAUAAGGCAACAACAUUUGGCACCUUUAAUGCAGAAGCAGGAUCUUCAGGAACUGGAAGUGAAGAGAAAGAAUUUAGGCAGUCAUAUUCUGGGGAUAGUAAUGCUUUUUCUUCGAGUAGGCAGAAUUGGAAUAUGGAAUUUAAAGAUGCUACUGCUGCUGCACAGGCAGCUGCUGAAUCUGCAGAGCGUGCAAGCAUGGCUGCCAGAGCAGCUGCCGAACUUUCAAGUCGUGAAAAGUUCACUGGGCAAUAUUCUAUGGAAUCACCAAAGUCUUCUGCUUAUGGUCUAAGCCAUGAAGGGUCUCAAAAAUAUGCGGAGUCAAAGUUGCAAGGUGGACAUCUUGCCAAAGGUCCAAUUAGUAAUGCCUCUCCUAGAAGAAAUUCUUGGAAGCAAGAUGUUCAAGUUGAUCAUACUGAACAAGAUAAUUUGGCAGGAGCAGCUGACAGGUUUUACAGGGAUGAUCAUAAGAACACUGAGAAAUCUACCUGGUCAGCUUCCGUUGAUAAUAACCCAUUGGUUAAUGUUUCCCAAAAGACAGAUAGAUAUACUCAAAGGAACUCAUCUGAACUAGAGAACAGUGACUCUGUAGGUGAAGUGAGUGUGAAGAAACAAUCCAGUAAUAAUAAGGUAGAAUUUGUUAGUGACCUGAAUGAUGGUAUGAAAUCUGAAAAAAUUGAUUAUGUUGGAGAUUUAAGAAUCAGAAAACAAUCAAGCAGAGCUUCCUCUCAUUCAAGCACUUCUAGUGAUGAACACAUUGAUAUUUUGAAUUUGAACCACCAAAUGUUAGGGAAUGAUGCUGAUCAGGACUCUCCUGUUAUUGAUGAAGUGAAUAUCGGCACAAAUGAUGAGGAGACGACUUCUUAUGACAAUGCUGCUGUAGUUUUUGAUGGAUAUGGUUCUGGUGAUAAUAACUACAAAUUUGAUGAAGAGAAUGAGUUCACAAGGCAAGAAUCUAGUUUGUUUUUUUCAUCACCAGGUAGAAAAUCACCUGUAAAUCUGUUCGAAAAUACAAAUGCUUGGAGCCCCAGGAGAAACAUUGGUGAGUCCUUGGAAGAUUCUAUUUUUCAAUCACAUUCUUUCAGUGAGCAGCCUUCUUCUUCUGUGGUUUUUUCUGAAAGUUUGACAAGUUCUACAGCUCCUUCACAGCCACAUGAUCUGUCACAUGUAACUUAUGAUGAUUCAGAGGGCCCAAGUUCUGAUGGUGAAGAGGAGCUAGACAAAUCAAAGCUUGUUGGGAGUGACUCUGAUAUAUAUCAUCGUGAACAGAAUGUUUACGACAGAAAUUCUGAUCUGAACCAGAGUGCAAGUCAUGGGUUAACAGGAUCUUCAUCUGUAGAGAAGGAAAAUGUGGCAUCUAACAGAAAGCCAUGGUUACCAACCUCUUCAGUUGAUUCAGACCCCAUGGAAGUACGCUUUGAUACAAACCAAGGAAAUAAAUUUAGUAUUGUAUCUGAGAAAAAGUUUGGUUAUGGUGACGUGCCAUCUCCAAGAGAUAAGAAAUCAGAAUCAGACUUGAGCAUCAAGUACAAUGACCACACGCCACAGUUAACUGAUGCUAGGAAAGAUGAUGAACUUCUGAAAGAAUCUAGUCUAGAUAGUGGUAGUGAGUUGAACUUUGGAAAGUUGAAAGGAGGCCUUCGAAAUAAGGGUUUCAGGCAUCCACCUUAUACUAGGAGUCCAUCAGGCAGUGCCUCAUCACUCAAACAACCAUCAGAUGAUACUUUUUCCAAAAUCGAGCAAUCCUCUUCUUCUGUAAUGGGCAGGACUUCAGUUAGUUAUGAUGUUGGCAAUGAAGAGCCACACAAUCAGAAGGUGAUUUUAAAACAAAGUAAAGAACCAUACUCAACAGUCUUGGUCUCAUCUUCUGAUUCUGAUAAUGAUGAUUCGAAGGAGGAGCUCUCACAACAAUCUAUUAGCAGUAGCCGAGAGCCAUACAAUCAGAAAGCAGGCACUAAAGUAAAUAAAAACUCAAGCUCAAGGGUCCCAAUUAAAUAUUUUGGUGCAGAUACUAGUGAUUCUGAGGAAGAUCUUCCUAAACAGGCUUCCUCUAGCAAUGCUCGACCAAUUACUGGAUUGUCGCGGAGGACCAAAGCCCCUUCUUCAAGUACCAGUAGAAGUUCUUAUUCUAAGGCUACAGAUAUUCCUGAGGAAUCAUUGACUCCUGACUAUGGAGUGGAAGGGAAAGCCUAUUCAAGGAGCUCAUAUGCUAGAGAAUCUCUAACAAAGCCCUCAUCUCAGACUAAGAGCUCAGAUCACUGGGGAAGUGAUGAGCAGCGUCAGUCAACAGAGCAGGCAGCUUCUAAGCCAAUGCCAGUAUCCAAGAGGUCCUUGCAUGAGGAAAGUUUAAAGUCAUCCACAAGGAAACAGUCAUCUGGUUCUCUUCCAGAGAUAUUAACUUCAGUUAGCACUGAAAGGAAAGCCCCUUCAAGGAGCUCCUAUGCUAGUGAUGCUCUAACAAAGCCUUCAUCUCAGACCAAGAGCUCAGAACACUUGGGAAAUGUUGAGCUGCGUCAGUCAACUGAGCAGGCAGCUUCCAAGCCAAUGCCAGAAUCCAGGAGGUCCUUGUAUGAGGAAAGUUUAAAGUCAUCCGCAAGGAAUAAUUCAUCUGGAUCUCUUCCAGAGAUAUUAACAUCUGUUAGCACUGAAAGGAAAGCCUCUUCAAGGAGCUCGUAUGCUAGUGAAGCUCCAACAAAGCCCUCAUCUCAGACCAAGAGCUUAGAUAGCUUGGUAAGUGCUAAGCAGCGUCGGUCAACAGAGCAGGUAGCCUCUAAGCCAAUGCCAGAAUCCAAGAGGUCCUUGCGUGGGGAAAGUCUGAAGUCAUCUACAGGAAACCAUUCAUCCGGUUCUCUUCCGGAGAGAUCAACCUCAGUUGAAAUUCCACGGUCUCCAAGUUCAAGUGCAGAAACUCCAUCUAAGGAAAAGGGUAGUCAUGUUCACCCAAAGCUUCCCGACUAUGAUGCCAUAAGUGCACACUUCCAGUCUCUCCGACAGAGUCGGUAAUAAAUUGAGUUACUUACCACAUAGAAUAUAGGUACUGUUACAUGAUUAUUGUGGGUUGUUAUACUUUUACAAUGUGUAUGUUUGUAAUUACAUUUUUGAUCCGAGAACCCAAAUAGCUUUGUUUGUUAUAGCCUUAUAGGAUGAGUAAGAUUAUAGUUUCCUUGUCCAAAACGAGUCAUGUCAGUUAAUAUAUUUUUUUUGGUCA